AGAGACCGCUAGUCAAAGCUUUUUAAUUUUCAAAACCGGCCUACGCCGCCUGCAUCUCUCUCUCUCUCUAAAAUAUUCAAACCCGAGUUCGCUUGCCAUUACAGUGAACUGGCUUCUCAAUCAUUAUUAUACUUUUUAAAUUUGGCAGGAACUCGUCGCUUGUUGCUCUCAUUUCCAGUAUAAAUAGAUCCCCAUUACGCUUCACAAAUUUUUGGAUUAUAUUUUAAUACAGCUUUGACAUUUUUGUUUCCCAUUUUACUCUUUUCCUCUCUCCCUCGUCUCUCUCUUUGGCUUCUCUUGGAAAAUUCAAGCGAUCUGAGCUUUGAUUCUACCUUAAGGGAAAAUGACAGAACCUAGACUGAAGGCACCCUUAAUCUCGCCUUCAUCGUUGAAGCUUCCCGAUUAUAAGAAUUCAGUGAAGUUAAAAUAUGUUAAGCUUGGUUAUCAUUAUCUCAUGACUCAUGGAAUGUUCCUCUUUCUUUCCCCUCUUGUAGUCCUAUUUGCCGCACAAAUCUCGACAUUCUCUCUCCAAGAUCUUUAUGAUCUUUGGGAUAAUCUUCAAUAUAACCUAAUCUCUGUAGUGCUCUGCUCAACACUUCUAGUGUUUGUAUCCACCAUUUACUACGUCACUCGUCCUCGCCCUGUAUACCUUGUUGACUUCUCAUGCUACAAGCCUGAUGAAGCUCAAAGAUUUUCAAAAAAGAUGUUUAUGGAUCAAUCUCGAUUAAUUGGUGCAUUUACGGAGGAAAAUCUUGAGUUCCAGCGUAAGAUUGUUGAAAGAUCUGGGCUUGGGGAUUCUACUUACCUUCCUGAGGCUAUCACCAAUGUACCUCCAAAUCCAUCAAUGAAAGAAGCUAGAAAGGAAGCCGAGACUGUAAUGUAUGGUGCAAUUGAUGAGCUUUUUGCCAAGACAUCUGUCAAACCCAAAGAUAUUGGGAUCUUGGUAGUGAAUUGUAGCUUGUUCAAUCCAACCCCAUCUUUAUCUGCCAUGGUCAUCAACCAUUACAAGCUCAGGGGAAACAUAGAAAGCUACAAUUUAGGUGGCAUGGGUUGCAGCGCGGGUUUAAUAUCGAUAGAUCUUGCUCAAAAACUUCUUCAGGUCCAUCCCAACUCGUACGCUUUAGUUAUCAGCAUGGAGAACAUCACUUUGAACUGGUACUUUGGGAAUGAUAGAUCGAAGCUUGUUUCAAAUUGCUUAUUUCGAAUGGGAGGUGCUGCGAUACUGCUUUCUAACAAACGCUCCGACAGAAGAAGAUCCAAAUAUCAAUUGGUGCACGCUGUCAGGACCCACAAGGGUGCCGAUGAUAAAUGCUUUGCCUGCGUGACACAAGAAGAGGACUCCGAUGGGAACAUUGGGGUUUCUUUGUCGAAGGAGCUAAUGGCAGUCGCUGGUGAUGCUUUAAAGACCAACAUCACUACAUUGGGGCCUCUUGUUCUGCCGAUGUCUGAACAGUUGCUUUUCUUUGCUACCUUAGUCGGGAGAAAACUUUUCAAGAUGAAGAAUGUGAAGCCUUACAUUCCCAAUUUCAAACUAGCUUUUGAACAUUUCUGCAUUCAUGCUGGAGGACGAGCUGUUUUGGAUGAAUUGGAGAAGAACUUGCAGCUUUCUGAUUGGCAUAUGGAGCCGUCCCGGAUGACACUUUAUCGAUUCGGGAACACUUCAAGCAGUUCCUUGUGGUAUGAACUGGCAUAUUCAGAAGCCAAGGGAAGGGUGAAGAAGGGAGAUAGAAUAUGGCAAAUAGCAUUUGGUUCAGGGUUUAAGUGUAACAGCUCUGUGUGGAAGGCUUUAAGGACUGUUAGGGCAACAAAGGGGAAUAACCCAUGGAUGGAUGAGAUUGAUCAGUUCCCAGUGGAUGUUCCAAAGGUAUCAGCCAUUUGAACUCCAUAACUACAACUUUUCAUUCAUUUGAACAUCCAUAUUUUAGUGGUGGGAGUCGGCUAUUUCUAAUCGGGUGGAGGUGGGGAAUGAUUGUUGGGAUUUACUAUUUUUGCUUUCCGUUUGAAGAAUUGUCCGAAUGUAAGCUAUAAUGCACACGGUGGUAGCUUCAGGAAGAGAGCUAGCCUGGUUGCAUCUGAUAUAUCAAUAGGGUUAGGAGUAGUCCACAGGGUGUUUCUCCUUUCCUUUUAGAAAUGCCCUGAAGUGUCUUAAUCUAAAGAUUGAAUGUCAAAUUUUAGCUCCUAAAUUAUUUUGAAAACUUUCCUAAAUUUAUAAUAUAAAUUCAUUUUCGUUUCAGAA
Messenger RNA from Cornus florida, 2236 nucleotides. RefSeq names its product 3-ketoacyl-CoA synthase 11-like. The record is from RefSeq and is a predicted model, not a curated record. The transcript is spliced from 2 exons. Gene Ontology annotation, cellular component: membrane. NCBI's taxonomy places the organism in Eukaryota, Viridiplantae, Streptophyta, Magnoliopsida, Cornales, Cornaceae. Gene Ontology annotation, biological process: fatty acid biosynthetic process. Gene Ontology annotation, molecular function: acyltransferase activity, transferring groups other than amino-acyl groups. Bases 344 to 1879 code for a protein of 511 amino acids.